UCACCAUAUCAUACAUCCCUUUAUAUAUAUAUAUACAGCUUCAUCUUUCUCUUACAUAAUCGCUCCGCUUUCUUACGUUUCUUCCCUAGCAACAACACUUCGGUCUCCUCAACUUGCCAGAUUCAUUGAUGGACUCUAAAAGAACUUGUUUCUUGGGAGAGGGCUGUGGCUUGGCUUUCUUAGCAGACAUGGAAACUGGUUCUUCUGGUCAGAACCACUAUCAUUACCAACAGGGAUUUGUGUCCAAAUCUAUGGGUUAUGCUAUUGUUAAUAGGUCUAGUUUCAGAAGCCUACCUGGUUCGUCGCCGAGAUCUGGGAGAUUCUAUGAUUCUAGAUAUGAAGAUCACCACUCACACUUCCUCGAAGCUUGUCAUCUCUGCAAAAAGCCGCUUCAUAAUAGGGACAUCUUCAUGUACAGAGGAGAUACUCCUUUUUGCAGCGAAGAGUGCAGGCAAGAACAAAUAGACAUGGACGAAGCUCAGGAGAAGAACAGGAACCUGUCUUCUUCGAUGAAGGCUAUGAGGAACAAAGAACAGAGAGAAUCUACCUCCCCAAACAAGACUAAGGAUUACUCGUGUGUUAGAGGAACUGUCGCUGCUGCUUCUUAGUUGAACAGAAAUAUGCUAAGGGUGCAGAGCCAGAACAGACGAACUGCUCACUGCAGCUAUAUUUUCCUGAAAGGGGAAGAAAGCCUGAAUGUAAAAAAGGGGACAAUAAGGACAGAAAACAGAAGGAAGAACAAGAAAGAUAAAAAAAAUACAGAAGGAAGAAAAACAGGACUUAAAAUAAGCUUUGAAUUAACUUUCGAUGAAGAAGGGUCAUAGUGAUGGAGAGGAAAGGCCAUCCAUUUAGAUUGCGGAGAAGUUUUGUUAAUGCUGCUGUCCAUGGUGUACACAUGUUGAGAGGUGUGGUGUGUUGUUUUUUGGGAGAUGCUCUCUCCAAAAUGGCUCUUUAUUUUUUUUUUCCCCCCAGUUUUGUCUGGUCUUUCUCCUAAGGUUUUGUCUCUAGGUUCCUGGUUAUGGUUUUGCUGAGUAUGGUCUUGGAAAUCUUGGAUAAGAAACCCAGAACAAAGGAAAGCAAAGUUCUUUCA
Messenger RNA from Prosopis cineraria, 1090 nucleotides. Its product is annotated as FCS-Like Zinc finger 1-like. The coding region runs from base 129 to 608 and encodes 159 amino acids. Gene Ontology annotation, biological process: regulation of DNA-templated transcription. The record is from RefSeq and is a predicted model, not a curated record. Gene Ontology annotation, molecular function: zinc ion binding. The transcript has 2 exons. NCBI's taxonomy places the organism in Eukaryota, Viridiplantae, Streptophyta, Magnoliopsida, Fabales, Fabaceae.